This is a messenger RNA of Phodopus roborovskii (desert hamster), 1604 nucleotides long. Its product is annotated as GRB2-related adapter protein. The record is from RefSeq and is a predicted model, not a curated record. The coding region runs from base 96 to 749 and encodes 217 amino acids. Gene Ontology annotation, molecular function: protein binding. Lineage: Eukaryota; Metazoa; Chordata; Mammalia; Rodentia; Cricetidae. The transcript is spliced from 5 exons.
AAAAGAACAAAUACUCAAAACAAAGGAAGUGGUCCUCAACCACAGGAAGCAGGAAGUGUCUGCUGGGUCCUCGGCUGAAGCCCAGGGACAGUGGGAUGGAGUCCGUAGCCCUGUACAGUUUCCAGGCCACAGAGAGUGAUGAGCUGGCCUUCAACAAGGGGGACACGCUCAAGAUCCUGAACAUGGAAGAUGACCAGAACUGGUACAAAGCGGAGCUCCGAGGAGCUGAGGGUUUUGUUCCCAAGAACUACAUCCGUGUAAAGCCACACCCGUGGUACUCGGGCAGGAUUUCUCGGCAGCUGGCUGAAGAGACUCUGAUGAAACGGAACCACUUAGGAGCCUUCCUGAUCAGGGAGAGCGAGAGCUCCCCUGGCGAGUUCUCCGUCUCUGUGAAUUAUGGUGACCAGGUGCAGCACUUCAAAGUGCUUCGAGAGGCCUCAGGGAAGUACUUCCUGUGGGAAGAGAAGUUCAACUCCCUCAACGAGCUGGUCGACUUCUACCGAACCACCACCAUUGCCAAGAGGCGGCAGAUCUUCCUGUGUGAUGAGCAGCCGCUGCUCCAGCCGACGCGGGUCUGCUUUGUCCAGGCCCAGUUUGACUUCUCAGCACAGGACUCAUCUCAGCUCAGCCUCCGCAGAGGUGACAUCGUGGAAGUUGUGGAGUGUGGGGACCUGCACUGGUGGCGGGGCCGGGCUAGAGGGCGCCUGGGUUUUUUCCCACGGAGCUACGUGCAACCAGUUCACCUGUGACCCCACAAGACCACAGGAGUGGAUGCUCCAGGCUCAGCCUCUUCACACUAACCAGGACUGAUGUUGGUAACAACCAGGCUGGUUGCUGGGUUCAUGACAUCAACUGCUACCCACAAGAUGCAGCCUUUCCAGGCUUGAGGACCCACUGCUAAUGGCUAGGGCCCAGCUCAGAGAGUGCUCUCUUGAGCAGCCACCUGCUGCCCUACUUCCAAAAGCACCCUCCAGGUUGUGCAAGUUGCUGGGAAUGUGGGCUUAGCCCUGAGCGACCUGGACUUCCAUGAGGGUGCAGGGUAGUUUCUUCUUCUCCAACAACUUGGGGCCUCCUGGCCUUACCCCACCAGCCCCAGAUGAAGCUAUAUAGAGGUAAAUCUCAUUGGAAGAGGCCUGUUAGGGACAGGAGCCACACAGUGGGUCCCUUCCUGUUGGCUGCAGAGAAAGCCCAGCCUGGGUGCCUGGGCUAUGCUGGUCCUAGAGGAACAGACACCUAUGGCCAGCACUGAGUGAAUGUGAAGUCCAAGGAGGUGAUGCCUGGCCAUCGGAGGGACCCUGAGCUGACUGCCCAGAGUCAGAGCACCUUAAAGUUGAGAAAAACUGAGUCAGACUUGACAAGGCCUGGCAUGGUAGUAGGCUUUGUGUGUGUGUGUGUGUGUGUGGUGGAGUGCAGAGAGAGAGAGAGACAGAGAGAGAGAGCACGUGCCUCUGUGGUUGUCUUUAGUCCUUGAAGAGCCCAGGUUGCAAGGGUUCUCCCUGAGUCCAGGCUGGCCCAAGACCCUUCAAGCUCCGAGCCUAGCAUACCCUAUGCUCCGAACCCAUACCUGCAUAUUCAAAAUAAAACAUUAACCAGUAGACAUCCAA